UUUUGUUUUGUGUUUAUUGUUUUAUGAAAAUUGAUAAUUUUCUUACGAUAGAACAUUAUUGUAGGUAUUAAAGUGUUUGUGAAGUACUUUGUGCGUGCUCAGAAUAUAAAACAACAUGAGUUCUCCAAUUCCUGAUACCCCGUCUGACCGAGAUGGGGCAAGAUCUCGUAUGACAUCUCCAGCACGAGAUUAUGAGAUGUUUGAAGAUGAAAGUGCUAUCCUCGGAGACAAUGCUGAAGAGGAAGAUGAUGGGGAGGAGCUAUUUAACGAUAAUAUGGAGGCGGAUUACCGACCUAUGCCAGCAUUGGAUCGAUAUGAUGCAGAAGAUCUUGACGAUGACGACUAUGAUGCUAUGUCCAUUGGUGACCGAGUGGCUGCCGAGAGAGAGUUACAGAGAAGGGACAGAGAUGAAGGCAGAGUGAGAAGAGAUGAUAGAGAUCUACUUUAUGACCAAUCGGACGAUGAUGGUGAUGCCCCCCGCGCUAAACGUCGCCGAGCAGCCGAGAAGGCAGCGGCGGGAGAACAGACAGAAGAAGGGAUAGAGAGUAUCGAAAAUCUAGAAGAUACGAAGGGCUACAGCACUAAGGAGUGGGUGUCUAUGCUGGGGCCGAGAACGGAGAUUGCUAAUAGGUUCAAAAACUUCCUCCGCACAUACACCAACAGCAAGAACCAAUACGUCUACAAAGAGCGAAUACGUCGCAUGUGCGAACACAAUCAAGCGUCGUUCCACGUCGAAUUCGACGUGUUGGCUCGUCGGGAACAAGUUUUAGCUUACUUCCUCCCCGAAGCACCAUUCCAAAUGCUCCAAAUAUUCGAUGAAGUAGCCAAAGAGAUUGUCCUACAAAUAUUCCCUAGUUACGAGCGAGUUACAUCAGAAAUCCAUGUUAGAAUCUCAGAUUUACCGUUGAUUGAGGAGUUGAGAACCUUCCGGAAACUCCAUUUGAAUCAACUGGUGCGGACUGUUGGUGUUAUAACCGCUACCACUGGGGUGUUACCGCAAUUGUCUGUUGUGAAGUAUGACUGUAAUAGGUGCGGAUACAUCCUUGGUCCGUUUGUUCAGUCCCAGAAUUCGGAGGUGAAACCGGGCUCGUGUCCCGAGUGUCAGAGCUCUGGGCCGUUUAUGGUGAACAUGGAACAAACAGUGUACCGGAACUAUCAGAAGGUGACGAUACAGGAGUCCCCGGGCCGCAUACCUGCAGGCAGGAUCCCCCGUAGCAAGGAGUGCAUCCUGCUCGCAGACUUGUGUGACAGGUGCAAGCCGGGUGACGAAGUGGACCUGACGGGAAUUUACACGAAUAACUAUGAUGGAUCUUUGAAUACUGAACAGGGUUUCCCAGUAUUUGCAACAGUGAUCAUAGCCAACUACAUAGUAGUGAAGGACUGUAAGCACAUAGUGGAAUCACUCACAGACGAAGAUAUAGCCAACAUUAUAAAGCUAUCGAAGGACCCGCAGAUCGGAGAAAAAAUCAUACAGAGCAUAGCUCCAUCUAUAUACGGACAUGAUUAUAUUAAGAGAGGCUUAGCGCUCGCUUUGUUUGGCGGUGAACCUAAAAAUCCAGGUGAUAAACACAAGUUGCGAGGAGAUAUCAAUGUAUUAAUCUGUGGUGAUCCCGGCACAGCCAAAUCACAGUUUUUGAAGUAUAUUGAAAAGAUCGCACCCAGAGCGGUAUUCACAACUGGGCAGGGCGCCAGUGCGGUCGGUCUCACAGCUUACGUACGGAAAAAUCCCACAACAAGGGACUGGACGUUAGAAGCUGGCGCUUUAGUCCUGGCCGACCGGGGCGUGUGCAUGAUUGAUGAGUUUGACAAGAUGAACGACCAGGACCGCACGUCGAUACACGAGGCCAUGGAGCAGCAGUCGAUAUCGAUAUCCAAGGCCGGCAUCGUCACGUCGCUACACGCUAGGUGUUCAGUAAUAGCAGCGGCCAAUCCGAUCGGCGGUCGGUACGACGCGUCGCUGACGUUCUCUGAGAACGUGAACUUAUCGGAGCCGAUAUUGUCGCGAUUCGACAUUCUGUGCGUCGUGCGCGAUGAAGCGGAUCCGAUGAGAGACGCGCAUCUCGCCAAGUUCGUAGUGAGUUCGCACAUAAAACAUCACCCUACGCAGCGCGGGGCAGCCCUGGACGAAGACUCGAACGAAGAUGUGGGGUUACCGCAGGAUCUGCUGAAGAAAUAUAUUGUAUACGCUAAAGAAAAUGUGCACCCUAAGCUACAGAAUAUGGACCAAGACAAGGUGGCGAAGAUGUACAGUCAGCUGCGACAGGAGUCCCUCGCCACGGGCAGCUUGCCAAUCACCGUGCGGCAUAUUGAGUCAGUGAUCCGCAUGAGCGAGGCGCACGCACGCAUGCAUCUCCGCUCGCAGGUGAACGAGGACGACGUGAACCUCGCCAUCCGCACCAUGCUCGAGAGCUUCGUAGACACGCAGAAGUAUAGUGUCAUGCGGGCCAUGCGACAGACAUUCCAAAAGUACCUAUCAUACAAGAGAGAUCACAGCGAGCUGCUGUACUACAUUCUUCGUCAACUCACCAUGGACCAGCUAGCGUACAUGCGUGGUCUGCACAACCACUCACAGUCCACGAUAGAGAUCUCCGAGAGAGACCUCAUCGAGCGAGCCAGGCAAAUCAACAUCACAGACCUCAAGCCCUUCUACGACAGCAGAAUCUUCAAACUCAACAGCUUUACCUACGAUGCUAAAAGGAAAAUCAUUGUGCAUACUCUUCCCGAAGUGCCGACUGAGUCGUAAUUGAUGAAAAAAAAAUUUACAUCAUAUUGUUGUCUAUUUUAGUUUUAGUGUUGUCGGAUUUUCCUAAUUUCAUGUCCACCAGCAGCAGCAUGGUCACUAUAGAAACGGUUUCUUUCUACGGAAGAAUAGACAGUGAUAGUUAGA
Aricia agestis (brown argus) is the source of this 2887-nucleotide messenger RNA. RefSeq names its product DNA replication licensing factor Mcm2 (gene Mcm2). Gene Ontology annotation, molecular function: ATP hydrolysis activity; ATP binding; single-stranded DNA binding. The record is from RefSeq and is a predicted model, not a curated record. NCBI's taxonomy places the organism in Eukaryota, Metazoa, Arthropoda, Insecta, Lepidoptera, Lycaenidae. Bases 116 to 2743 code for a protein of 875 amino acids. Gene Ontology annotation, biological process: mitotic DNA replication initiation; double-strand break repair via break-induced replication. Gene Ontology annotation, cellular component: MCM complex; nucleus. The transcript has 15 exons.